Molecule: messenger RNA, 2130 nt
Organism: Knipowitschia caucasica
Lineage: Eukaryota; Metazoa; Chordata; Actinopteri; Gobiiformes; Gobiidae
Source: the annotation of a GenBank genome assembly
AUGCACGUCUGGGAGACUUCUCAGGGACUACGCACUCUCACUGCUCAGCAGAAGCUCCACAAUCAAAAGCACCUCCCGUGUGUGAAUUACGCAGCGUUAGAUGUGUUGAAGAAUGUGGCGACCGCGGUGGCAUCGAGCAUUUGCAGCAGCAAUGGUGUCAGUACAGGCGGCGUGAGCAGCAGCCAUCACAGCAUCACUGACGGCACUGCGAUGUCCUCCGCGGGGACAGCACUGUGUAACGGGACAUCACGGGAGACCUACACGGACCACAGUCAGGGCAAAACUCACAAAGCAGGAUCUGUGUCCUCGGCAUCUUCUCAAGAGUCCGGGCCGGACAGCCCACCUCCCAGCAGCGGCAAACUAGAGAGGACUAUUGGUGGACAUGUCACGGGCCGAAGGAAAGGGGAUAAUAAGGCCAGCACUUACGGCAUGAAUUACUUGCUUUCACAUUGCACUAAUGGCAAUUAUGUGAGCUCUUGGACCCCAUGGAAGACAAAGAAGUACAAUCCCGGUGUUCUUGGGUUACAUGAGGAAAUUAUGGACUUCUACAACUUUAUGUCCCCUCGGCCGGAAGAAGAAGCUAUGAGGAAAGAGGUGGUGAACCGAAUAGAACUGGUCAUCAAGGAGCUUUGGCCCACCUCAGAUGUUCAAAUAUUUGGCAGCUUUAGUACAGGACUGUACUUACCAACCAGUGACAUUGAUCUGGUGGUGUUUGGGAAAUGGGAGCGACCUCCGCUGCAAGAGUUGGAACAAGCUCUUCGAAAACAUAACAUUGCAGAACCGUUCUCGAUUAAAGUGCUUGACAAAGCUACAGUGCCAAUCAUAAAGUUAACAGACCAGGAAACUGAGGUGAAAGUGGACAUAAGUUUUAAUGUGGAGACUGGAGUCAAAGCAGCCAGCUUUAUUAAAGAUUAUGUUAAGAAGUAUCCUGUUCUGCCUUACCUCAUCUUUGUGCUCAAGCAGUUUUUACUGCAGAGAGACUUAAAUGAAGUUUUCACUGGAGGGAUCAGCUCCUAUAGCCUUAUCCUCAUGGUCAUCAGUUUCCUACAGCUUCACCCUCGUAUUGAUGCAAGGAAUCCAAAUGAGAACUUGGGUGUCUUACUGAUUGAAUUCUUUGAGUUGUAUGGUCGUCAUUUUAACUAUGUGAAAACAGGGAUCCGAAUAAAAAAUGGAGGAGCAUACAUUGCCAAAGAGGAGCUCAUGAAGUCUAUGACUAAUGGAUUCAGGCCAUCUAUGUUGUGUAUAGAAGAUCCCCUACUCACAGGUAAUGAUGUAGGCAGGGGUUCUUAUGGUGCCAUUCAUGUCAAACAAGUGUUUGACUAUGCAUACACUAUCCUGAGUCACGCUGUGUCCCCACUCGCACGAUCAUAUCCUAACAAAGACUCUGAAAGCACCUUAGGCCGAAUAAUCAGACUGACUCAGGAAGUUAUUGAUUACAGAGAAUGGAUUAUUAAGAAGUGGGGCGUUCGUGAUCUGUCACAACUGGAACACACAGCAACAUUGGAGUGUGAAGCCGGUUGUGUGAACUCAGAGGAACAGAGGGACUCUGUGUCUCCACCUAGCGCAGACUCUCCCAUGUCCAUCUCCAGUCCUCAGCAGCACUCGUCUGCCUCAUCUGUGUCGUCAGGAUCAGACAAUGACUCCGAUUCUACUCUGCCUGCUCCCAUCCCUCCACCUCCCUUUCAUCAUUAUCCAUCCUUCCCACAUUUGGGACUGGCUCUACCACCAGGCUUCACCAUAGGGUCUGGUAAACACAGUAUAGGAGCACAUACACUCUUCCUACCUCCCGUUUCACAGGCACACGUCUCACUGGCUGGUGGUCUAACAAUGCACUCCUUGCCUGGCAGACAGGUGUGUAUAGACACCAGGCUCCCUCACUUCUUCCACAUGCCCUCCCCAGCCCAUGCUCAUGCCCCUGCCCCUUCCAGCCCCCAGCCUCUGCCCAGCUCCCCCUCCAGCCACACUCACAAGAAUGGAGUCAAAUUCAACAUGAAGGGCUUCCACAACCCGCCACAAGUCAACAGUCCUGUCUUGGUUAACCGUGGACAUGUGCACACGCAUACACAGUAUCACCGUAACACUUGGAGACGUAGAAAGCGGGACAGUCUCCCCGUCAGCCUCAGCAGAUAG